Messenger RNA from Glycine soja, 2056 nucleotides. Its product is annotated as sorting and assembly machinery component 50 homolog. Gene Ontology annotation, biological process: protein insertion into mitochondrial outer membrane. The record is from RefSeq and is a predicted model, not a curated record. Bases 109 to 1695 code for a protein of 528 amino acids. The transcript is spliced from 4 exons. NCBI's taxonomy places the organism in Eukaryota, Viridiplantae, Streptophyta, Magnoliopsida, Fabales, Fabaceae. Gene Ontology annotation, cellular component: outer membrane; SAM complex.
AAAAAAACAAAUAGAAAAAGAAAAGCAAAAACCUGUGCGUUGUUUCUACUCACACUCUUCCUUCCUUCCUCUCCAACCCACUAAGGAAACUGCUUCCGAAUCCGAUUAAUGGAAAAUUCAGACGAACAACUUCCCUUCUCUCCACCAAACCCUAACAAUGCCGAAGAAGACGACGAAAUCGACGAACCAGAAGACGAAGACGAAGAAGAGGAGGAAGACGACGACGACGACGAUGUCGUGUCGCAGGAGCAAUCCCCGUUGUCGCGGCUGCGCGAGCAGCGUUCGAAGUUAGAAACCCUGUCCCGGCGAUUGGCGUCGGAGCUGGUCCCAAUCCGAGUCCACGACGUGCUGAUUCGCGGCAACACGAAGACGAAGGCGUGGCUGAUCGAGGCGGAGCUCAAGCUCCUCGAGGAGGCCACCACCGUGCAGGAGCUAAUUCGCGCCUCCGAAAUCGCCCUCGCCAGGCUCCGUGGCCUCGAGAUUUUCGACACCGCCGAGCUUACGCUCCAGGCCGGGCCGCCGGAGCUUCCUCACACCGCCAAUGUUAUCGUCGACGUCGUCGAGACCGCCAACAAAAUCUCCGGUGAUUUCGGCGUUUACACCAAACCCGCGACUAGUUCUUGGUCUGCUGAAGGUGGUCUUAAGUACAAAAACUUGUUAGGUUAUGGUGAUCUAUGGGAUGCCUCUUUGGCCUAUGGUGCCAACCAAACAACAGAGGUAAGUGUAGGAGUGUAUGCCCCUCGACUGAAAGGAUUGCUAACCCCUCUUGUAGCACGACUAUCCAUGCUUUCCCAAGAUUGGCAAGAGUUUUCUUCAUACAAAGAGCAGUUGUUAGGCUUGUCUCUUGGCUUAAUCUCAGCAAGGCAUCAUGACUUAGCCUACACUCUUGGAUGGCGUACCUUGACUGAUCCAUCACAAAUGUCAUCCAGGUCUAUAAGGAGGCAACUUGGGCAUGGUUUAGUAUCAUCUUUGAAGUAUACAUUUAAAAUUGACAGGAGAAACUCACCUAUUAGGCCUACAAAGGGAUAUGCUUUUCUAUCUACCACUCACUUUGGUGGCCUUACACCAGAUCCUCGGAGCUUGCGAUUUCUGCGCCAGGAAUUUGAUGUUCGCUGUGUCAUCCCCUUUGGGUUUUAUAAUACAGCACUUAACCUUGGGAUUUCUGCUGGUGCUGUUUUUCCAUGGGGGCAUGGCUUCAUGAACAAGCCAUCUCCGCUUCCUGAAAGGUUUUAUUUGGGUGGUGAUUUCUCUCCAGUUUGCACUCUAGGAGGGCCAAUAACAUUGUGGGGAUUUAAAACUAGGGGAUUAGGUCCUACUGAACCACAAAGGCGAAGUAGAGAUGGAAUUAUUGAUGACAAUGAUGAUUCCUCUAGAUGGGACUUCAUUGGAGGAGAUCUAGCUGUUACUGCAUUUGCAGACUUGUCUUUUGAUCUUCCAGUUAGGUGGUUGAGAGAUCAUGGAAUUCAUGGUCAUGUUUUUGCUGGUGCUGGGAAUACUGCUAAAUUAACUCAGAAUGAAUAUAAGCACUUUUCACCUCGGAAGUUCUUAGAAUCCUUUCGAACAUCGGUGGGAUGUGGAUUUGUUGUUCCUACUAGACUUUUUCGCCUAGAGGGUAAUUUCUAUUACAUACUCAAGCAGAAUGAGCAUGAUCGUGGGAAAACUGGAUUUAGGUUCAGCUUCUCAGCUCCUUCUUAGAGAUUGAGUUCACAACUGAGAUUUUUUUUCUUUUUCAUUUAUUCUCUAGCAUUAAACAUUCUUGCUGCCUGUCAAUGGAUGGCUAGUACUUUUCUUUUCCUUCUCGUUUAAAAUCCUGACUGAAAUCGGGAAAGGGCACUGUUUUAGUGUUGAGGAUUUAUAGGAUCAGUUUUUGGAGAAGACAUUACCCCUUGAGGGUCAUAACAUAUAAGUUGAUGCUCAUUGCAUUUCGAUGGUGUAUGAAAUUCCAAAUUAUUUAAUCGUGUAUUGCUACAUUAGAAGGCCUCAAUUGGCACUGAGAAUUCUCAAACUUUGUUUGUUCAACUUAAAUUGAAUAAAUCGCUAACAUUGGUUGAGAUAA